CACGUUUGGAAUCAGAGCUUCAACAGGAAAUCAACACUUUAGUCUAGCUACAUGGUGCUGAAGUAUAAAAAGUGUAGUUGGCGACCCAUCCAUCAGCUUGCACUUCAUUUCCAUGACUAAACUUCCUCAUCUCCGUAGUUUCCAUAUGGGCAAAUUUUAUUCGUUGUUUCAAGGAAUGGCUCUACAAUACUCGGACCAGAGCAAAACUGGGACUGACAACAAGCGUGACAUAUUGCUUAGCGUUGUAAGGGCCGGGUACAUUCUGCUGCUUAAUAGCAAGCAGCGACUAGAGUCGUGCAAGGGGGAAUACGAGGCUGCGCUGAAUGCACUGGCGGUCACAGCAAAGGAAAGUGACAGGAAUCAGGCUGAAAACUGCCAGAAGAAUGUCGGCGAUACGUUGGACCGAGUUGCUGCUGCUGUAGAUGAUGUGAAGGCUGUCGCGAGCCAGUACCAACGGGAUCUCGAUAUCCUUCGUAAGUUCGAUAAGGAGACACCUUCAUUGGAUGGAACUUAUGCCGCCAGCACACCUCCACCGCAGGCAUGCCGUCCACAAACUUCAAGCGAGUGGACAGAGCCACGGGCUUUGCCAAACGAAAUCGAUGAAUACUUUACGAGGGCCAUGAGCUUCAUCGAUGACUUUAUGCGGUUUGAGAGAUGGUAUGGUAACGGCCCAUUCAGUCCUGGGUACAGGGGGAGUCUGCUGGGUAAAGUGCAGAAGAAGUACUUCAUGGAUAACCUCGCUGAGAAAUUCAAAACCGUCAUGAAGCUCGCACUUGGGGUUUUGCGGGUGGAGAUUAACGAGAUCGGGCCGCGGUUCGACUUGGGCAUCCAUGUUGACAUCUUUGACAAGGACCCUGACAUGCCGCGAAUGACCUUACCGAUCUUUUUCGGAGAAGAGGCCGCUAAGGGCAUCUGACUUUUUGCUCUGGUGUGCAGGAUAUAGGCAUUGUCUAUCAUUGGUUUACAAAUAUCAUACUCAUAACCUUGAAAAUAGUGCAUCGGAAAAUGC
Linderina pennispora is the source of this 1009-nucleotide messenger RNA. RefSeq lists its product as uncharacterized. Bases 113 to 916 code for a protein of 267 amino acids. The transcript has a single exon. The record is from RefSeq and is a predicted model, not a curated record. Lineage: Eukaryota; Fungi; Kickxellomycota; Kickxellomycetes; Kickxellales; Kickxellaceae.